Acomys russatus (golden spiny mouse) is the source of this 1737-nucleotide messenger RNA. It is a transcript of the gene Sppl3, whose product is annotated as signal peptide peptidase like 3. Bases 61 to 1104 code for a protein of 347 amino acids. Gene Ontology annotation, cellular component: lumenal side of endoplasmic reticulum membrane; cytoplasmic side of endoplasmic reticulum membrane; Golgi-associated vesicle membrane. NCBI's taxonomy places the organism in Eukaryota, Metazoa, Chordata, Mammalia, Rodentia, Muridae. Gene Ontology annotation, molecular function: aspartic endopeptidase activity, intramembrane cleaving. The record is from RefSeq and is a predicted model, not a curated record. The transcript is spliced from 10 exons. Gene Ontology annotation, biological process: membrane protein proteolysis.
GUGUCGACGUUUCUGAUAUCCAUUCUUCUUAUAGUCUACGGCAGUUUCAGGUCUCUUAACAUGGACUUUGAAAACCAGGAUAAGGAGAAAGACAGCAACAGCUCUUCUGGCUCUUUCAAUGGCAACAGCACCAAUAACAGUAUCCAGACAAUUGACUCCACCCAGGCUCUGUUCCUUCCCAUUGGAGCAUCCGUCUCUCUCCUAGUAAUGUUCUUCUUCUUUGACUCAGUUCAAGUAGUUUUCACGAUAUGUACAGCAGUUCUUGCAACAAUAGCUUUUGCUUUUCUUCUUCUCCCGAUGUGCCAGUAUUUAACAAGACCCUGCUCACCUCAGAACAAAAUCUCCUUCGGUUGCUGUGGACGCUUCACAGCUGCUGAGUUACUGUCCUUCUCGCUGUCGGUUAUGCUCGUCCUCAUCUGGGUCCUCACUGGACACUGGCUUCUCAUGGACGCUCUGGCCAUGGGUCUCUGUGUCGCCAUGAUCGCCUUCGUCCGCCUGCCUAGCCUCAAGGUGUCCUGCCUGCUUCUCUCAGGGCUUCUCAUCUACGAUGUCUUCUGGGUGUUUUUCUCAGCCUACAUCUUCAAUAGCAAUGUCAUGGUGAAAGUGGCCACACAGCCAGCUGACAAUCCCCUCGAUGUUCUGUCCCGGAAGCUCCACCUGGGACCCAACGUGGGACGUGAUGUUCCUCGCCUGUCUUUGCCUGGAAAGUUGGUCUUCCCAAGCUCCACUGGAAGUCACUUCUCCAUGCUGGGCAUUGGGGACAUCGUGAUGCCUGGCCUCCUGUUAUGCUUUGUCCUCCGCUAUGACAACUACAAGAAACAAGCCAGUGGCGACUCAUGUGGGGCCCCUGGCCCCGCUAACAUCUCUGGGCGCAUGCAGAAGGUCUCCUACUUCCACUGCACCCUCAUCGGGUACUUUGUAGGUCUGCUCACUGCAACUGUGGCGUCUCGCAUCCACCGAGCUGCCCAGCCUGCCCUCCUCUACUUGGUGCCAUUUACCUUGCUGCCCCUCCUCACCAUGGCCUACUUGAAGGGUGACUUACGAAGGAUGUGGUCUGAGCCAUUCCACUCCAAGUCCAGCAGCUCGCGAUUCCUAGAGGUAUGAAGGACUGCGUGGGAAGUGACCAGAGUGCUCUAUUGCCUUCUCUCUCACCGCGUGGUUUUGUUUUCUCUAAACGCUGGCCUGGUACUCAGAGGCAUGCCUGUUCACGGAACUGCAGUGUGACUGGAGUUCGCGUCUGAGGGAAAGCCUUCGAGGAGGGUGCUGGAGCCCUGCGGAGCCUUCUCCUCCUCGCUCGGAGAGUGGACCCUCCCAGAAGGGACAGGCCCUCCCGCCGCUUUUCCUCCUGUUUUCAUGGAUCUGCACCGACUGUUACCUUGCAGGGAGAUGGAGAGCUGACGUAAAACUACAAACAGCAAGGAGUCGUUCUAGAACUUUGAACACUAAAAGGAUGAAAAAAAUUAACAAACCGAAGUUUCUUCAGUGAACCCUCCAAAACUUUGGGACCAGCGUCCUGUGGGGGACUUCAGAGACUCAGGACAGACUUUCUGUCCAUCUUUUCUUCUUUUGGAUCUAUUAAAUAUUUUCUGUGGUGUGAAGUGACUUAUUAAAUCCACAGACACUGAGUGACUUCUUACAACAUACACAUAAGAAUUUGUUGUAAUGACUGUGUCCAGCUGUGUUGGCAGUGAGCAAGGACAUGGUUUUAUACAUACGUACAUAUAUAUAUAUAUAUAU